UUAAACAUACUAUAUUACUAUCUUUACUCUUUACACAAGAAGGAAAGAAAGCUAACCUUUGUUAAAGAAACAUGUCGAAGACACCACCAGAGAAACAAGAGUUACCACUAGAAACAAGUCCGUACACGAAGUACGAAGAUAUAGAAGAUUACAAGAAGAACGCUUAUGGAACUUCCGGUCACCAGGAGGUUAAGUCUGGCCAAGGCGGCGGCUCAACCGACGCACCGACCCUCUCCGGUAGUGCUCCUCCCUCUGCUAUAGAUUCAGCUAACCAACAAGCUAAGAAGUGAAUCAUUCAUUAUCACAAAACAAACAUGUUCUCUUGCCUUUUCUAUAUGAUGCUUUUGCGAUAAUUUGAUUUGUUUAAAAAAAAAAAGAUAAUUGAUUUGUUUUUUUCUC
Brassica oleracea var. oleracea is the source of this 399-nucleotide messenger RNA. RefSeq lists its product as uncharacterized. Bases 72 to 290 code for a protein of 72 amino acids. The record is from RefSeq and is a predicted model, not a curated record. Lineage: Eukaryota; Viridiplantae; Streptophyta; Magnoliopsida; Brassicales; Brassicaceae. The transcript has a single exon.